AUGACAUGGAGCCAAGCAGACGGGCGGCUGCAGUAUCGCCCCCUAGCAUCAAGGGCAUUGCCCGAGGCAAAAGAGGCGGCACCCCUCACAGAGGGAGCGGGCGGCGACCCCGAGGCGCCGCUGCUGGACCCUCUUGACCACGACACUGUCGACUGGCGCGCCACAGGCCUUUGCUUCCUGUUCCCCGCGCUGGGCGGGCUGCUGUUUGGCUACGACAUCGGCGCCACCAGCGGCGUGCUCACGUCGCUCACCAACCCCCAGCUCAGCGGCACAGACUGGUCAAACCUGUCUGCCUUCCAGUCCGGCCUGGUGGUGUCGACGUCGCUGCUGGGGGCGCUGGCGGGCAGCCUGGUGGCGCUGGCGGCCGGCAACAGGCUGGGGCGGCGCACAGAGAUUCUGCUGGCGGCCCUGCUGUAUGGGGUCUCCUCUGCCAGCCUGGGCGCUGCAGACAGCCUCAACUGGCUGCUGGCCUGCAGGCUGGGCUAUGGCCUGGGCAUCGGGCUGGCCAUGCACGCAGCCCCAGCAUACAUCGCUGAGACUUCCCCUCCCACAGUCAGAGGCCUGCUCAUCAGCCUCAAGGAGGCCGCCAUAGUCGGCGGCAUUCUGCUGGGCUACUUCACGGGCUACGUGUUUGCGGACGACGUCGGCGGCUGGCGCAGCAUGUACGCCUGCGCCGCGCCGCUCGCGCUGGCGCUGGGACUGGGCAUGGCCUCGCUCCCCGAGUCCCCCCGCUGGCUUCUGCUCUCCGGCGCCGGCCGCGACGCCGCCGCCGCCGCCCUCGCGCGCGCGGAGGGCGCCCGCGCGGCCGACCCCCGCGUAGUCCAGGCCGAGCUCGACGCCAUGGUUACAGGCGCCGCGGCCGACGGCGGCGGCGGCGGCGGCAGCCAGGGGGGCGCGAAGCUGCUGGCGCUGUUUGGGGAGGCGCGGUACCGGCGGCCGCUGCUGAUUGGUUCGAGCCUGAUGCUGUUUCAGCAGAUCACGGGGCAGCCCAGCGUGCUGUACUACGCGAACCAGAUCUUUGAGAAGGCCGGCUUCUCUUCUGGCCAGGAGGCUGCGGAGGUGAGUGUGGUGCUGGGGGCGUUCAAGCUGCUGAUGACCAUCGUGGCCGUGGCCACAGUCGACAAGCUGGGCCGCCGCCCGCUGCUGCUGGCCGGCGUGAGCGGGAUGGUGGUCGCGCUGCUCGCGCUGGGCCUGGCGCAGGGCUCCGGCGGCGGCGGCGGCGGCGCGGUGGCGGGUGUCAGCGUGGUGGCGCUGCUGCUGUAUGUCGGCUGCUACCAAGUGUCCUUUGGGCCCAUUUCCUGGCUCAUAGUCGGAGAGGUGUUCCCCCUGGCGGUGCGCUCCCAGGCCAUCGCCCUGGCGGCGGUGAUGAACUACGCAUCAAACUUUGGGGUGUCCCUCGCACUGCCGACAGUGCAGGAGGCCGUGGGGCUGCCGGCCACGUACCUCGGUUUCGCUGGGGUGGGCGUCGUGGCGCUGCUGUCGAUAUACCUCACAGUGCCUGAGACCAAGGGCAAGACGCUUGAGGAGAUCGAGGCCAUGUGGUCAUCCGGCGGGACCACCGCGGCCGCGGCGAUCGCCGCCCCCAAGGCACGCGAUGAGGGCGGCAGCCAGUGA
Monoraphidium neglectum is the source of this 1614-nucleotide messenger RNA. RefSeq lists its product as hypothetical. Bases 1 to 1614 code for a protein of 537 amino acids. Lineage: Eukaryota; Viridiplantae; Chlorophyta; Chlorophyceae; Sphaeropleales; Selenastraceae. Gene Ontology annotation, cellular component: membrane. Gene Ontology annotation, biological process: transmembrane transport. The record is from RefSeq and is a predicted model, not a curated record. The transcript is spliced from 12 exons. Gene Ontology annotation, molecular function: transmembrane transporter activity.